This is a messenger RNA of Aspergillus oryzae RIB40, 819 nucleotides long. RefSeq lists its product as uncharacterized. Gene Ontology annotation, cellular component: cytosol. The record is from RefSeq and is a predicted model, not a curated record. Gene Ontology annotation, molecular function: oxidoreductase activity. Lineage: Eukaryota; Fungi; Ascomycota; Eurotiomycetes; Eurotiales; Aspergillaceae. Bases 1 to 819 code for a protein of 272 amino acids. The transcript has 5 exons.
AUGUCUUCAAGUUCAACAAUAGCCAAGCGUCUUGAAGGCAAGACAAUCGUGAUAACCGGUGCCUCAUCCGGAAUUGGGAAGAGCAUUGCGAAAGAAUUCGCCCGGACGUCACCAGGCAACCUAAAGCUGAUUCUCACCGCACGCCGGAUCAACAACCUUCGCGAAGUCGCCGCCGAGAUCCACCAGGAGGCUGGCGACGGGGUCAAAGUACUCCCCGUCCAACUAGAUGUUAGUAAACCGGAGGAGAUUGAGCAAUUCGUCCCCUCAUUACCAGACGAAUUCAAGGAUGUCGAUAUACUGGUUAAUAAUGCUGGCCUGGUCAAAGGCAUGGCUCAAGCGCCCGAUAUCAAGCCGGGGGAUAUGGCCGUAAUGUUCGACACGAAUGUCACUGGCCUGAUCAACAUGACACAGACCAUUCUGCCCAUCUUCAAGACCAGACCUGAUGGUGGGCGAGGGGAUAUCAUCAACAUUGGCAGUAUCGCCGGCCGUGAUCCAUACCAGGGUGGGAGUAUCUACUGCGCGACUAAAGCAGCCGUUCGCUCGUUCACAGACGCCCUGCGUAAGGAACUUAUUGCCACACGCAUCCGUGUUAUUGAGAUUGACCCGGGUCAGGUGGAGACGGAGUUCUCUCUUGUUAGAUUCGAUGGUGAUAAGGCGAAGGCGGAUGCUGUUUACAAGGGAGUUGAGCCUCUAACCGGCGAUGAUAUCGCUGAGAUCGUGGUAUUUGCUGCUGGACGGCGUGAGAAUGUUGUUAUUGCUGACACCCUGGUCUUUCCCAAUCACCAGGCUGCCGCAGGAAUUAUGCAUCGCAAGGUGUGA